Messenger RNA from Lytechinus variegatus (green sea urchin), 2949 nucleotides. RefSeq names its product 1-acylglycerol-3-phosphate O-acyltransferase ABHD5-like. Lineage: Eukaryota; Metazoa; Echinodermata; Echinoidea; Temnopleuroida; Toxopneustidae. Bases 124 to 1260 code for a protein of 378 amino acids. Gene Ontology annotation, cellular component: lipid droplet. The transcript has 7 exons. The record is from RefSeq and is a predicted model, not a curated record.
GCCGCAGUAUACGGUACGGUGUAUGCACAGAAUAAUUUUUUAGAAUGACUUGCAGUUUUGGCUGCUUAUGCAAUCGAUCCUGAAAUUACUAAAUUUGGUGGAUUCAGACUAUUUUUCGUAAAGAUGACAACUACAGAAUCAGUACAAGAACCAGACUUGAGCACAAGCAGUGACAAGAAGAGAGAAAUGACGAUAGAAAACGGAAACGAAAGGCGGAUUUGCCGAAGAUCAUGCAGUUUGAGGCGGAAUGAUGACGGUGAAGGAUUUUUAUAUCGAUGGAUGCCGAGGUGGAGUCCUACAUCAGCGAAGCUUCUAGAAAAAGCAGAGGAGAAAAUUCUGGGCUGUCUAACUGUGCCAUACAAAUCUUUCUUUGCGGAUAUCGACGAUGGAGCGAACCAAAUCAGAACGCUGGAGAUGAACCCUUCCAAUUCAACCAAGACACCUUAUGUCCUCAUCCACGGUUUCGCUAGUGGCGUUGCACUCUGGGUAAUGAACUUGGAAGGGCUGGCAGUCAACAGACCUGUCUAUGCCAUAGACGUCAUGGGGUUCGGACGCAGCUCACGCCCCAAGUUUCCAUUCGGAGCAGAGGCUGCUGAAGCAGAGUUUGUCCGAUCCAUCGAGGAAUGGAGGAAAUCUGUGGGCUUAGAGAAAAUGAUCCUGAUUGGUCAUAGCUUGGGUGGUUUCCUAUCAUCGGCAUACAGCCUGGCCCACCCUGAGAGGGUGAAGCACCUAGUUCUCCUAGAUCCUUGGGGUGUGGUCAAGAGAGACGAGGAGGAGAAGUUGGAGCUGCCUUACUGGGCUCGCAUCAUAGGAACCAUUGCACUGUCCUUCAAUCCAUUGUCAACGAUCAGGGCAGCAGGACCACUAGGACCUUAUUUGAUUAGAAAAGCAAGAGGAGAAACUGUUGGAAGGAAAUUUUCAUCGCUCUUCAGUGAUGAUCGCAUCUCACAGUACAUCUUCCACUGCAAUGCACAGUAUCCAGCUGGCGAACAAGCUUUCAAGGAUAUCAGCAUGCAGGUUGGUUGGGCCAGGAACCCCUUAGAAGACAGGAUAGGAGAAUUGCCAGCCCACAUCCCCAUCAGUAUGAUCUACGGUUCAAGGAGCUGGAUGGACUUCACUGGAGGGAGCCUGGUGAAGCAGUUAAGACCUAACUCCAGGGUAGAUGUCAGGAUAAUUAAAGGAGCAGAUCACCAUGUUUAUGCCGAUAAAAGUGGCCAGCUCAAUGAAUUGAUCAACUCGUUGUGCAAGGAUUCAUCGUGAGAAACCAUGGGUCUGCUUUAUCAUAUCUGACCAAUCUGUAAGCAACUCACCCAGUCGGUAGACUGUUAAUAAACCAAUUGUAGGCUAUGUUCAUAGUUCAGACCCCAUAGUCUCAUAUAAUUUGACAUGAUUCGUCCCUUUAAUCCUAUUCGGCGUCAUCAGUGUAUUUUCAGGUAAUUCCAGCCUCAUAUGUAAAAAACAUCUGAUUAUUGGUGAUUUGAAGCCUCUGGUCAAUAUUGAAGAUAAAUUUAAGGAGCUUUAAUGUGCAGCUGAACUUGUCAGUGUCUUGAUUGUCAUAAGCAGAGAGUAUGUGGUGAAAUUAAAGAUCAGUAUACGUGUACAUGUUGUUUUGGCUUAUAUGACAAGUAUUAUUUAAGCAUGAAUAUUUGCGCCCGUUUCAAUGUUAUAUAAUCUUGUUGCCAAACACCCUCUCACGCUAUGUGACUGAUGGAAUUUGUGCAUAUAUUAUAAACACCUGGGGGUGUUUCACGAAGAUUCAAGUAGGACAUAAGAGCUGCACUUAAAUGCCGACACAUUCAUGAUAUGUAACGUGCAAACUCAUUAAUCAAUACGCAGUAGUGGGCGUCCUCUUUGCAUAUUCUGACCAGUGCGGUCAUGCCUUUUAUACCACAAGCAACUCGACAUUUACGUGCGAUUGACUCUAAAUCAUACUUAAAUCUUUGUGAAACACCCCCCCCCCCCAUGACCAUGACCAAAUUUCUUCCCCAUUGUGGAAAUCCAUUGUCAUUCAUUUAGAUUAACUCAUUCAUUUAAAAUGAAAGGAAAUUUCGACUUUAUUUUUUAUUAGAGUUAUUUUAUUGGAUUAAAAUAAGUUGACUUUUGCAUAGCUUUUGAUUAAAUCCAAGAGAUGACUGGAUUUCAAAUUAAAAAAAAAACACUGAUGUUGGGUUUCAAAAUGAUUUUUUUUUUAAAUUGAAUAUGUUUAUGCCUUGAUAUUUGUUUAGUAGCCCUCAGUUUGAUGCUGAUUAUGCACUUCAAAGUUCUACCCACUGUUUGUUUUGUGGGUAUUUUUAAGUAUUUUGAUAGUAAUGAAUCAUUCAGGUGAAACUCAAUGCAUAUGACAUUACUUUCAAAUACCCAGAUAACAAUCACGAUUCAGCAAUGUAUUAUGUCUGUUUAUAUUCUUGUUUUUUAUGUAAAUAGAAAUGACUGAAAUUUUGGAUCAUUCUGUGUGUAUGUGUGUGGGUGUACCUCAUUAAUAUUGAGGUGCCAUACAGCCAAUGAAUUCAUAAAAUGAACAUAUAUGUAUUUAAAAUUAUAUUAAAGUAAGGUUUUUCAUUUAAUAAGUAAUACAUGUAAUGUGAUGUAACCAAAUGCAGCCGGUUGGUUAAAUUAUAUCAUAUUUCUAGAAUGAAUUCAUGCCUUGCACUAGUGCAAUUAUAACCUUUUAUUAAGUACUUCUAAGCAUAUAGUUAAAAUUUUUGAAAGACAACAUUUCACACUGCACUGGUUUUUACCGUAGGGUGACAAAUGAUUUCUCAUGACAAUUCUUUGUGCUGUAAAUAAUACUGAUGAUUUUUAGGGCAUAUGAUGCAUUUAAUUUGUUGUAAAACCAAAUUAGAGCAAUACGUUAUUAAUUACUGCCAUUGCACAAGGAUGACAUAUGUGCCAUUAUCUAAGUUGCAUUUUAUGUUAAGCUGUGGCCUAAGUCUCAAACGACUUAAGAAA